AAUGGCUCCCUCUACAGCUCCUCUCACGCAUCAUUUUUUAGAACUCGUCCCUGCCCGACAUCGUCCCCUACUUGCGGAGUUUGACCAGUAUUUUUACGAUGCGGCGCAAGAACACUUCCUCCUAAUCAAAGAUAAAAUGUAUAGAAUUUUGCCACUGGGAGCCUCAAGACCUUCACAGCGU
Molecule: messenger RNA, 181 nt
Organism: Nannochloropsis gaditana CCMP526
Exons: 2
Source: RefSeq, a predicted model, not a curated record